Athene cunicularia (burrowing owl) is the source of this 11387-nucleotide messenger RNA. RefSeq names its product PHD finger protein 21A (gene PHF21A). Gene Ontology annotation, cellular component: histone deacetylase complex. NCBI's taxonomy places the organism in Eukaryota, Metazoa, Chordata, Aves, Strigiformes, Strigidae. Gene Ontology annotation, biological process: negative regulation of transcription by RNA polymerase II. The coding region runs from base 424 to 2481 and encodes 685 amino acids. The record is from RefSeq and is a predicted model, not a curated record. The transcript has 18 exons. Gene Ontology annotation, molecular function: chromatin binding.
UUCAGGAUGAUUAUUUCCAGGCCCUUUUCUCUCUGUCGGGUCCUUCGCCGCGAUGCUGUCGGGGAAGUUUUAUUAUUAUCUGGGAAAUGAUGCUGCUUUCGGUGAUGGAUAAUUCGUAGUAAAGCCGCUGCUGCGGUUUUUUUUUUUGUGUGUGUGUGGUUUUUUUUUUUCUCCCUUCCCUCCUUCCUUUCAUUCGUCUUUGUGGCCCGAGCAGCGCCGGGAAAAUUCCGUUUCUUCUGCAACUUGUUAUUCUGGAGCCAGGCCUGCCCCCCUCGCCCUGGGGCUGCCCUUCCCGCACAGGAGGGAGUAGAGAGCUGAAGGGAAUAACUUUCUCAAAGCUGCACUGGUGUUAAAGAGGAAACCAGGAACUAAAGGCACUAGAAUCAGCAAAGACACUUCUAGAGAAAGUGGAGAAGGUAGAGAAUGGAGCUGCAGACUCUACAGGAGGCUCUGAAAGUGGAAAUUCAGGUUCACCAGAAAUUGGUUGCCCAAAUGAAGCAAGAUCCACAGAUAUUUUUUCUUUCUAAUCAGAACGCUGAUUUGAAGAAACAGCUUCAUGAACUUCAAGCCAAAAUCACAGCUCUGAGUGAGAAACAGAAAAGAGUGGUGGAACAGCUUCGAAAGAAUUUGAUAGUGAAGCAGGAACAGCCUGACAGUAAGUUUCAAAUACAGCCCUUGGCACAGUCAGAAAACAAACUACAGACACCACAGCCGCAACCACUACAACUACAGCAACAUCACCAUCAACAACAGCAGCAGUCUACUGCACCCUCUCCAAACGUGAUUGGAUCACAGAAAACUGUAACUACAGCUUCUAUGAUCACCACUAAGACACUACCUCUCGUCUUAAAAGCAGCAACUGCGACCAUGCCUGCCUCUGUUGUGGGUCAGAGACCUACCAUCGCCAUGGUUACCGCUGUCAACAGCAACCAGAAAGCAGUCCUCAGCACCGAUGCCCAGAAUGCACCAGUCAACCUCCAGACAACAAAAGUCACUGGGCCAGGAGCUGAGGCAGUCCAAAUAGUGGCAAAAAACACAGUAACUUUGCAGGUUCAGGCUACACCUCAACCCAUAAAAGUUCCACAAUUCAUCCCGCCUCCCAGACUUACUCCUCGUCCAAAUUUUCUUCCACAGGUUCGACCUAAACCUGUUGCCCAAAAUAACAUUCCUAUUGCCCCAGCACCUCCUCCUAUGCUUGCAGCUCCUCAGCUUAUUCAGAGGCCUGUGAUGUUAACAACAAAAUUCACACCCACCUCUUUACCCAACUCUCAGAAUUCCAUACAUCCAGUUCGUGUAGUUAACGGGCAGACAGCAACCAUAGCCAAAACGUUCCCUAUGGCACAGCUCACCAGCAUCGUGAUAGCAGCACCGGGUACCAGGCUUGCUGGACCUCAGACUGUACAGAUCAGCAAACCAAACAUUGAAAAACAGACUAUUAAACCACAUGUGGAAGCAGAAGAGAAGCAAACAGAAAGUCGUACAGUUACUCCACCUGCUGCACCGAAGCCAAAACGAGAAGAAAAUCCACAGAAACUUGCCUUCAUGGUGUCUCUGGGACUAGUUACUCAUGACCAUCUGGAAGAAAUCCAAAGUAAGCGACAAGAGAGGAAAAGAAGAACAACAGCAAAUCCAGUUUACAGUGGAGCCGUUUUUGAGCCUGAGCGCAAGAAGAGUGCAGUCACAUACCUGAACAGCACAAUGCAUCCCGGAACACGUAAAAGAGGUCGUCCACCUAAAUACAACACGGUGCUGGGGUUCGGGGCUUUGACCCCCACGUCCCCUCUGUCCAGUUAUCCUGAUUCUUCCCCCGAAAAUGAAAAGACAGAGACCACAUUUACUUUUCCUGCAGCUGUUCAGCCUGUGUCGCUGCCUAGCCCCAGCUCCACAGACGGCGAUAUCCAUGAGGAUUUUUGCAGUGUUUGCAGAAAAAGCGGGCAGUUGCUGAUGUGUGACACAUGUUCACGUGUUUAUCACCUGGACUGUCUGGACCCGCCUCUGAAAACCAUUCCCAAGGGCAUGUGGAUCUGUCCCAAAUGUCAAGACCAGAUGCUAAAGAAGGAAGAAGCAAUCCCAUGGCCAGGAACUUUAGCAAUUGUUCAUUCAUAUAUUGCAUAUAAAGCAGCAAAAGAAGAGGAAAAACAGAAACUACUUAAAUGGAGUUCAGAUUUAAAACAGGAAAGAGAACAACUAGAGCAGAAGGUCAAACAGCUCAGCAAUUCUAUAACGAAAUGCAUGGAAAUGAAGAAUACCAUCCUUGCAAAACAGAAGGAGAUGCACAGCUCCUUGGAGAAGGUAAAACAGCUGAUCCGCCUCAUCCAAGGCAUCGACCUUUCAAAACCCAUAAACUCUGAGGUCAAUUCAGUAGCCAUCUCCAACGGCAUGGACUCCACUAACAAUACUAAUGCUGCCACCUCCACCUUAGCCCCCUCCCCUUCCCAGAGCUGCAUGGUGAACUGUAACAAGGGCGAUGAGACUAAAUAACACAGUGAAGUUAAGAAGGAGCCAAGGGAGGUGGCGGCGAGGAGGAAGAGCAAAAUAACGAAACUCUAGAAAAGCAAAACUGGAUUUCUUCUGGAAAGUGCAGAAUUCUUUAGUUCUUUGAUUCCAGAGAGAGCGUGAAGAUGCUUGUGCCAGGCGGCACCGGAGUUUGCCAAUUGAUCCUUCUUAUUCUGUGUGUUAAUGCAAAGUUUGGACCAUGUUACAUGAAUAGUGCCAGCUGGGGGUUCUUUGCCAGCACCAUGCCAAGUGAAAUAAUAUAUUUACUCUCUCUAUAUUUUACACCAGUGUGUGCCUGCAGCAGCCUCCACAGCCACUAUAGGUUUCUUUUAUUUUUGUUUGGGGUGAGGAGCAGGGAUGAGGGAGGAGAGCAGGUUUCAAAUCCUUAUUUGCAGAACAGUUUGUUUAGCUAGGGGAAAACAAAAACAAGUCCAAAGAGCCUGUGGGCUUUUCCUGUUUCUAAACUCUCAGUACUAUUAAACCAAAAACCCAGAAAUAUAAAUUAUCAAAUCCCAGUGCCCAGAAGGGACAAGUCUAUCAAAUAAGCAGUAUUUACUAUUGUUUAGACAGGAGACAUACAAAAGGAAAGGAAAUGGACUUUUCACUGAGUAACCAGCACAUAUACAGGCUGAGGAUCUACUGUCCCAACAGCUUUGGGUUAAUCCUGUUUCUUCACAUUAAACAACAGACAUGCUUUGCAGAGUUGGUUUGGGUCCUCACACUCAUCCAGAAAGCCUAUGUUGGGAAUGGGAAAAUAGAGGGCCAGAAUCCAGGGUCAGCUUGGAGCAUUGGAUGGAGGUGUCCCGAGAGAAAGUGUGCAUCAAUUACUUGAAAAUGAGAUCCCAACACUUUUCUAUAAACAACAAAGGUAUCCUGAACAAAGUAGCACAUGACCCAGACGUGUGAACUGAACAGAGAAAUGUCCUUUUCUUUCACUUCCUUUCUCUUCUUUUGGUAACAAGAACUAAAUAAGAAAUAGAAAAGCUGUUUUUCAGGCUGACAGUCUAAUUAAAGAGGUAGAUGGGACCUUGCAUGGUAUAGAUUAGAAGUAAUAGUGUCAGUGAGAUACAGUGAGUCUUUGUGAGUCCUUGUGUCAUCGUUUUGGGCACUGUUUUUUUAUGCAAGGGCAAAAUCUUUGUAUCUGGGGGAAAAAAAAAAAACAAACAACUUUUUUAAAUUAAAAAGGAAAAUAAAAGAUAUUGAGGUCUUCCUAGUGUUACUUAAAAUAAGAUCAAGGUAAGAAACAUUGUAAAAAAAAAAAAAAUACAAAAGUGCUAUUUGUUUCCUAAACAAGUGAUUUCUAUUAAAAAGGUGUCAGAACUGGAGAAAAUGCUGUGUACUUAGAAUUUUUUAACACAGACUUUGCUUAUUUAUGAUGACAUUCUGCUGUGUUUGUGUUUUAAAAUCCAAUGGGACAGUUUCCAUAGAUUAUACCAUACAUGCUAUUGGCUAAACUCUAAAGAGAAUCAAAUCCUACAGUGCUGGAUCUCACCGCACCUGGAGGAUCUGCCAGGCUUGUCUCUGCUGUUGCCAUAUCUCCCCCAUUCUUUCAUGCGUUUGUAACCCAGAGAAAAGCAGUUGGCAGCGUGCUUGUUUAAGGGUUUUAUAGUUUUGUGAUACGGACUGAUUAGAGCUUGAGAAUGAAAGACAGUGAGUUGGCUGAACUGAAAUCACUCUCUGUUAUACCCUCUUGUUUAAGGAGUUCAUCUCUUUCGCAUAAUCUUUUCACUCUAGAUAGCAAAGCUUGCCUUGUGCUUCCUGUUAUUGUGAGGUCUGUCUCAGUUUACAGUGUUGAUUCUGGUCACUUAGGGUUGUGUCCCAGAUCUGCCUAGUGUCACUACUGCACAUAAACAUUUGGGCAAACCCCGCUUCCACUGGAAGUACUGGGAAAAGUCCCUUUACUUCCAGUGGGAGCAGAGUCGAGCCACUACACACACACACACACAAUGUGAGGCAGAGGCCCUGGUGCGGUGCCCUUGAGAGCGUGUGUUGGGUGGUGAGCCAGACCUGCUCGGCUGUUUCUAGUGGAAGAUAGAAAAGCUUUGGAUCUCAAGGAUGUAUUUCUGAGCAAGAAGUGAACACUCCAGACACUACAUAACCUGAGAGAGUCUCUUUGCUGCCACAGCCAAGUACGCUUCUGCGGGAUUCUUGGAGCUGUUUUCUUCCCUCUCCUUUAGGUUGCCCUUCUGCCCUUUAUUAAGGACUUUUAUUCCUCCUGCAGGAGUGUGCACUAUUUUCAGCUCUGAGCUCAGAACUGGCAUUCAGAGUUCUCACAUUUGUCUGUAGUUGGGAAAGUGACUCUUACGUGCACUUCUCAGCUGAACCUGUGAUAACCUCGACUCUGUCUUUUGAUGUUUGAGUUCUGUUCUGGAACUAGGGGAGCUGGAGGGGUAAGAUAGCACAGGUGGCAGGGAGACAGCUGGGCAGGCGACGUCAAAACUGAUCAAACUAAAAACGGCCUUGCAUCAACCCAGUUACCAGUGGGGGUCAUUACCACAGUGCAGCACUGGGCCAGCAACGUGUAACAUUUAAACAAGGGACUGUAUUUCAAGGGAUGAAGAGGAAAAACAAACUGAUCAUGAGCCUUCUUUCUUUAGAAUAUGAGCCAGCAGCUAACGGCCAGAUACUCGGGAGAAAGUGCCAUUUUGGCGAGGUUAUUCUCUAGUUGGCCACUAGGGUAAACCUUAACAUCAUUUUCUGAGGCAUCGAGUACGUUCCUGGAUAGGUGCGCUGAGUCUUUGUGAUUCCCAUGUUCUUAUUUCUAGUGUUCAGAGCUCUCUGGGAAGCACCACACUAUUUGGGGAUAGCAAGCUAUGCCUGAAGACUUGAUAGCCCUUGUGUUUUCUUUGCCAGUUCAGGAGGGGAUGGAAGUGAAAUACACUGGUAGCCAUAUUUAAGUUUGAGUGCAGUUAACCAGCUAGGACAUGUUAAAAGAGCUAUUACUGCUUUUCUGAGGCAUCUGCUUGUCUCCAGAAUCCAAGUAGAGAGGUAUAGACUUUUAUGUCCCUUUUGUUCAGCAUUUGUGUUCCAGACUGUAAAAGGAUGCCUUUAGUUAAUCAUUACCUGUCAGAGAAAUUAUCUUAACUUAGACUUUUUGAUGCUGCUAAGUAGUUUUCCCCCUCUCUCCCACUGAUCCUCUUUGGAUGCUUUCCGUCCUGGCUCUGCAGUGGCAUCAGUCAAUAGACAAGGAGCAUUCCCAGGGCUGCACUGACACUGGCAAUGAUGCUGCUACAUAGACACAAAUAAAUUGGGGUUAUCUCUGCCUGAUUAGCAAUACCAGGGUGCAAGAGGAAUUGGCAUUUGCUAAAUACAGAGGAACUUUUUUUUUCCUAGCUGCUCUAAGAGGUUCCAGGCAAAGGAGAAAUUUAAACUCUUGACAACUUAAAGCUCAAGCUUGUCUUCUAGGUUUGGGUUGAUCUGUUUUUUUUUCUCAUGUAAUGUUUGAGUUAGAGUGAGUUUGUACUAAAACUUCUGCUCUUUGGGAAGCUGACAUAAUGACUGGCGUUUUGUAUUUCCAAACCACCAUCAAGAUAUUAACUAAUUCUUAUGUCAUUGCUUGUCAUUGGUGGGAAAUAAGUGGCUUUUAAAUCUCUGUUAUAAAGGAGGAGAUGAGACCACAGAGGAAGCUUAUACCAGAGACGGUCCUGGCUCUCAGCCCAGUGCUAAGGGCUUUAAGAAGUCACCCUGCUUCUUUGGUCAGAAAUAGAGCAAGCUUUGCAGAAGUAGUUUUUUCCCUUCUCCUUGCAAUCUGUUCUCUAAACAGCUGGAAAGGUGUGUUGUGGUCAGAGUGGGAAAGUGAGCAUACGACCUGGCUAGAAGAAUUAGUAUUAUCCUCAUUGCCUCCAUUUAGAGCCAGCAGCGGUUUUAGUGCUGUACAAAAUGUGAUAAAGGCAAUGCUGCUAGGGAUGACUGGCAGGUGGGGUGAGUAGCACGGAUGAUUCUUCGAGGACAUCAUUAGCCAGGAGUUGCCAUGUUGGUAGGAGGAACUAACGGUUUGCAUGAGCAAAAUAAGGACUUUGUUGCAAGCAAGUCUCUGUCCAUGGGGAUAUGAAUUAAAAGCCAUUAACCUAGAAAUUAAAGAGGUGAUAGUUUUAUGGGCAGACCUGUUGGUUUUGUUGUUGGUAGGAAAAACAAUAUCGUAUUUUAUCCUUCCUAGCUGACCAGGCUUAAGAAAGCAAAUCUGUAUUCCAGCUGUCUAGAAAUGUGAACCCUAAUUGUGACGUCCUUGGCUUCAAAUCAUCUUCAUCCCUGUACUGUUGCAGAGACAGCCCCGAAAAGCAGCAUGGUCAGCAUUGAGGAGAACCCAGAGUGAAACCUCCCUCUUAGCCCCACCAGGCUGUGGCAGCCCACAGUAUAGGGAGUAAACUAAAAUUCCCUUCCCAUGUGGAUACAGUGGAAAAUAUUUGUGAAUUUGCAGUGCACAUGUUUCUCUCUCUUUUUUUUUUCCCCAGCUGGGUUGCACCCUGCCAUCUUUGCUUCUGAAACACUAAUGUUGAAUACAUGUUUUUUUAAUAAAACAUGCUUUUAAAAUAUCAUAUUCAGAUGUCAAACCAAAAUUCACUCUUUUACUGAGGGCCUGUCUUGUUGAGCUGCUCAGAUAACCACUGAAAUAAUUCCUUGUGGACCAUGCCCCUUUGGGCAGAAUUUGUUGUGUCUUCUCAGAACUGUUUUGACCCUUCUUCACCUCCAUUUGUCCUUCCUUGGGAUUCUGAAGAUCCAGGGCAAGUUCAACCUUGCUGGGUUACUGCAGAGAGUUUUGUGACAAGUGUGUAGAAGAAGAGUCAGGAACCUGGAGAAAGAGGAAGAUGUUUUGUCGUGCAGCUAAUUCAUUUGGCGCUUAGGCUUGCCUGGCCAACAAACUACCUCAGCAAAGGCCAUCCCCAAGCACUAUGUGGAUUCUGUAGUUUCUGGCAUUCAGAAGGCAAGAGGUCUCUCAAGAACCCUUCCAGCAGCCAGCUAGGUCCUGGUCUCUGAGAGCACGCGAGCAAGCCUCGCAGUGACACACCGGUGGAUUCUUGGUUUCAGUGGUCAGACCUGGACCAGGGAAUGCCCUAAAAAUCAGGUGGGAUCAGGAAAACACAAGAGCUGCAGACAUCUUGUCUCCAGGUGAUUGCCGUCUUACUCAGAUCCUUCUUUAAGCCUCAGUCCUGUUUGUAACACCUACAGAAUGGAAUGUAAUACUUGAAAAAUAUGACUCUCUUUCUCCUUUACCUUUAGCUCCCAUUUCUCCCGUGUUUAUCUUUUAUCUGGGACAAAAACUUUCUGCAUCAUUGUGUCUUGUAUAGGCUGAGCACAUAGUUGAAACUUGCCAAUAAAGAAAAUUAUUUAUACCAUGCACUGGUAAGCUUGGUAAUUACAGACCCAUGAAAAGACAAACACCUCUCCUAGAGGUUAAUUUAAAAUGUGGGCUUGUUUCAGAAAACCAAGACCUUACCUGUGUGAGGGUCUGUCUCUAUCCCCUGUCAGUAUUACUAAACUACCUGAGUAGUGAACAGCAAACAGGCCUGCCGAGAGCAUCGGUGCUGUGAACAUCUCUGUGUGAGUCCCUGGAGUGUGUCGCACGAGAGCAGCCAGGCCAGGGCUUCUCACCACUCACCCCCCCUCCCCGCCCCGGGCCAGAUCUGCGUGCUGCAGGGACAAAGGAAAGGACAGAAGCCUCUUUCGAGAAGCAAGGGCAGUGAGAAGGGGUAUGGGGCUGGAGACUGGAGAAGAGAGGAAGUGGGAAGAGCAAAGGAAAUUAAAAUUGUGUGAGGUAAAACAGAGCAGAGAGAAGAAAUGGAAAGAGAUGGGAAGGAGGGAAAGCAAGGGUAGGAAAAAUCCAGGAGUGAAACAGGGCUCUCUUGUGAGAGACAGGUAUUGCUGAAGUUGCAGGCUCUGAAAGUUCAAUGGAAAGACUAGAGCAAAAAGGCUCAUUAUCCUACCUCGGUUUCUGGUCUGGGGUGAUCUGUAUUCCAAAAGGACCAAGUGUGGUGGGAGAAAAGAGCUGCUUGGCAGCAGAGUGGGAAUGAAGUGGCACUAAGUCAUCCCUAGCUCUGCUUCUGGUGCCAAGUGAUCCCAUCCUGACGAGAGCCGCCUUUGACUUCUCUGCUACGUGGGAUAAGGCUGAUCAAGCAGACCUUGUGGAGCAGCCAGAGCCCACUCUGAUCUGGACCACAUUAAUUAAAAAUUUUCUGGGCUAGAAAUACUCCUGAGACUAGCUAAAGGUUCGGCUGUGCCAGUGUGGUCACAGCUUCCUAGUUCAAGUGUCACCAUCAGUCUAGUUGAAACCAGCAUCAGCUUCCAGAGCCCUCAGCCCCGAGUGAGUGGAGGAGAUGACGCCAGGCAGGACCUGUCACUCAGGUACUUCUCAGCCAUUUCUUGGAGUAUCUGUGCAAGAUUCCUGCUCUGUCACAUCUGGCAGUUGUGUGCCAAAACGCCUCUGUGCAGCAGUGCCUCCCUGUUUUCUUAGGAUCUGGUUUCUUUAGGGACACAUGCAAAGGGGCGCUUCACCCGUGCAGGUAGGCAGAGCCAUGUGGUGAGCUCAGCGUAGCCCUCCAGGAGCUGAGGGUAGCAUCAAGGCUACAUUAAGCAGUAGCACACAGGGCACCCUCCUGGGAGAAUGGCUGUCCCAGCUCUCGUGUGUUAGCAGGUAGUAAGCUCUGUGUCUGUUCUUCUUCACUCCCUAGUACCCAAGCAAGUGUCAAAUGCUUCAGACAGAGAAACUCAGCCCAGUCCCUGUCUUAGGAAGGAAGAAGUACUUAAGGGCAUGUUUACUGUCAUCAGGAGUGCCGAGGGAACUCAAAAGCCUUGGAAGCUUGGCUCCUGGGUGGAGGAGGUGGCACGGAAAGGCAGGAGCAAUGAGCAGUAUUGGUCUGCUGGCGCUCAGCUCAGCAGAGUUUUCACCACCUGGGGAAUCUUAAUCUUUUUCCUUUAUCCUAAAUUUACACCAGCAAAUGUAGACCUCGACCAAUUCCUGCCCCUUUGUCGCCUGCCGCCUUUUAGCUGCAUCGCUGGAAAAGAAAUGAACUACUGUUGCCUCUGAGCUGUGAGUAAGCCCUUUUCUCAGUGAGCAACUGGAACGGUGUUGGAGGUGUAGCUCAGGUGGGGAAGGGAGGCAGUGGCAGACACAGGUCCCAGCGCUGGCACGGGCUCAGCGCCAGCCUUGGUUUUGGAUCCCAGGCACUGAGGGUUGAUACUGCAGCAGCACUGGGACGACGCUGUGCACGUGCAAGCACGGGCAGGGGCUCCCCUUGCUUGAUGUCCUGCUCUUGGCCUCCCAGGUGGGGUGUGCCAAAAUUGAAGGGAGAGGAGGGCACUUAUGUAAAAAAGAAAGCAAGCAAGCCCUCCGUGUCUUGCAUUCCCUUCUGUAGAGCGGGUACUGGCAGUUCUGACAUGGCGAGAGCUGUUUUUUGUGGGCUGCGGGCACCCGGGAGCAGGCGCUGUUGAAAGAAGAGGUACAGUCGUGCUCCGUGCUGGGUGCGGCAGGAGGCUGCUUGUUUCUGCUUGAUCUGGGCUAAUGUGUAAUUUCUAAUGAUAGUCUCAUACGUUUCUUUAAUUAUCACUGGCAUCAAAACAGUGACUGACUCUAGAGCCAGGAGUAGUGUCUCACCUGUCAGCUCUCCCUUCCAGAAGGUACAUUGUCUCAGAGUCGAUCCUGAUGCCACAUGUGACAGGCAGCAAAGACCCUCCUUAAGGAAGGUUUUUGCUACCAUGUGAGCCCUGAGGCUGGGGCAGCUUCCUAGCAGCCCCACACAACCAGAGCCAACAGGCAGCCAUGUCUCAUGAGCUGCUUUGCUCCAGUUACAGCUGCAGGGCCCCCCCCAAGAACCCUCUUACGCUGGCAGAGACAUCUUGGCCGCUUCUCAUAGUCCCACAGAAGCAAAGCACGGGUUGCAAACUCCAGUAAUCAAAGAUGAAGCAAGAUAACGGGGGAGAUUGCUAGUGCCAACCUGUUCAGGCUCCUGCAGAGGAAGGAAACAACUUUGCUGCAUCAACAGCAGCGGAGCCUGUGGCGCAGAGAAGCGAUGGUGAGCUGCUGCUUGCCUGGGGUUCUGGUGCAGCAGUGGGGUGGCUUCCCACGCGGUGUUUUGUCUUUUGGGGGCUGACCGGCUCUAAUCUGCAAACACCCACUGUGUCGUCCGCAGCCGAGGUCGGGCGGGUCGUGAAGGCAGCUCUGCUUGAAUAGAAAAAAUACUCAGGCCGCGAUCACGGCUUCACGUUCCUGCCAUCGUGCUGGCACCACCUCAGUAGACUUGUUGCUACCACCACCCCGCCUGCGUGCCCUGCUUCGUCCCGUCCCCCCACACCCCAGCGUUUCACCUGAGACCAAGCUGUAAAGCGAGAGCCCUGGCUUGGGGUCGGACCAGGAGCUGAUGCUGAAGGGUGCCGUGGCCGAGCCCCGGUCCCUCCCCAGCCUGCCCAACUUCUCCAGGUGCUUUUGGUGGUGACCCCCCCAGUUCUGGCAGUGCAGCCCCCCUGCAGCCGCGGGCCUGGUGCUGCGAGGGGAUGGUGGCAGCUUCUCUCCUGGCCGGGUUUCCACACGGCGAAGCCACAGCUCUGCCCUCGGUGAGCCGGUGCUGCCCGCGCUGCCCCUCUCCCCACCCGUCUACUGUCCUUGCAGGCCCUGGUGUAAAAUGCCCUUUCUGACUGGUAAUGCUCUGUUGUCACAGAAUCACAUCAUGAGAACGCCGACUUGUGAGCUGGUUUGGGUUUUUUAAAUAUCUCUAUUUUUUUUAGCCUGAUGCUCAUAGUGAUCUGCAGUCUCUUUGCUGCCUUCAAGUCCCUUGUGGUUUCAGUUUUGGUACAUUUGUGUUUAGAUUUUAGCAAAUUAAAGUUGGGGGGGGAGGGGGUACAGAUCUGAUCAAUUUGUAUUUAUUUAUUUUAACAUUUUACUAAAUAAAACACAAUAAAAU